Molecule: messenger RNA, 1812 nt
Organism: Ogataea philodendri
Lineage: Eukaryota; Fungi; Ascomycota; Pichiomycetes; Pichiales; Pichiaceae
Exons: 1
Coding region: 1-1812 (603 amino acids)
Biological process (GO): transmembrane transport
Cellular component (GO): membrane
Molecular function (GO): transmembrane transporter activity
Source: RefSeq, a predicted model, not a curated record
AUGCAAAAUCCUGAGCCGGUGAUUUAUUCGCUGCUGCCCAAUUCCGAGAGGUUGCGAAACAUCAGGGAACAUGUGCUUCAUGACCUCAACGAUAUCUGGCAGGACGACGACCUCACCGAGCAAAUUGAGCAUUUCAAGUACAAACAGGAACUCAAGAAGACCUUUUCCUUUGGGUCCAUCAUUGGUCUGGGAUUCUCGUUGAUGAACGUUCCAUUUGGAAUCUCGUCCACGUUGGCAAUUGGACUCGUUUGUGGAUCUAGUUUCACCAUUUUAUGGGGAUGGGUUCUGUUCUCCUUUUUCACCCUACUUAUUUCGCUGUCCUUGGGAGAAAUUUCAGGCAAGUUCCCGAGUUCGGGAGGAGUUUACCAUUUCAGCAGCAUCUUGGCCAACGAAAAGUACUCUCUCGUUAGUUCAUGGUUCACUGGUUGGUACCUUGUUUUGGGAAACUGGCUCAUGUUCAUUUCCUAUGCAUUUGGUGGGAGUCAAUUCAUUUUGUCGAUAUUUGGGCUUAAAAGCAGCGAUUACAAGCACGAUGAUCUGUUUGUGUUGCUGCUCUAUUUUGCUAUCAUCAUUUUCAGUGCACUGGUCAACCUGAAGUUCCAGAAACAUCUCGAAAGAAUCAACAAGCUGUGUAUUUACUGGACCAUCUAUACAGUGCUAGUGAUGGAUUUUCUGCUGAUGCUAUUCAGCUCCGACUUCCACGAUAUCAAACACAUCCUCACCAACUUUGACGCAUCCCGCAGCGGCUGGCCUGCGGUGCUCGCAUUCUUCAUCGGAGGAAUCCAGUUCUCCUCGCUCACCUUCAACGGAUAUGGAAUGAUCGUUUCGAUGAGUGAGGAAGUCAAAACCCCAGAAAAAACGAUUCCUCAGGGUCUGCUGGUUUCCGUUCUCGUUAGCAGUCUGACCGGUCUCAUUUUUAUCAUCCCGAUCUUGAGUAUCCUGCCCGAUCUGCAGCUGCUUCUGGACGACAACCCAGACAUCUUCCCUAUCGACAUUGCUUUCAAGCUGUCCACAAAAUCGUUCUUGGUUUCGUUUGUGUUGGUCAUUUUGAUUGUCGGAUCCUCUACAUUUGCUACUAUCGGCUCUCUCACUACAGCCUCCAGAACUGUGUAUGCUUUGGGAAGAGAUAGAGGACUCCCUUUCAACCAGCUCUGGGAACAGGUCGAUACCAUGGCCGACGAGGAGAUCGUCCCGAAAAACGCUCUCCUGUUGUCUGUGGGUGUUUCGUUCAUGUUGGGAUCGUUUUCGAUGGUUUCAGGAACCGCAUUCAAUGCGUUUGUCGGCUGUGCUGUUGUUGCCCUGAACGCUGCGAAUGGCAUCCCGAUUCUCUCGUCCAUGCUCAACAAACGGCGCAAAAUCAGAGGUUCUACAUUCAAGCUACGCAAGCUUGGAUACCUGAUCAACGGACUGAGUGUGAUUUUCAUCCUGCUAACGAUUGUGGUACUGUGCAUGCCUCCGUCGCGCUACAUCAACAUUGCAACCAUGAACUAUGCGGUUGCAGUGUUUGGACUUUUCAGCAUCCUUAUUGCGGUGCUCUACUAUUUCUGGGGCCGCUAUAAUUUCCACGGUCCACUGAUCGACCACGAUUACCAGGCAGAGUCUGCGAUCCCUACAGCUUUAGAACAGGUGCCGACACCAGAUGAUCCGGAGCCAAGCGACGAGGACAGGUUUGUUCUUGAAGAGAGCGAGUAUAUUACACACGAUGAACCUACCCAGGACGAAGACACAGACACGCUGUUUGAUCUUUCUCGGACACAGAGCUCCACCGACGAAGUGGACGACUUUGGCCCAGAUAAAAAAUCCGCACGAUGA